GCGGUUCGCUCUGGGCAAGUGGCAAAGUAACGAGGAAUUCCUUGGCACACGGAGGCAUGUAUUCACAGGGCUGGUAGUGACUUCGGAGUAAAGGGAAGGAUCGCUUUGGACUGCAGUGGCAGUAUCGUUGGCUGGUGUCGUCAAUCAACCUUGGCCUGCAGCUACCACACGCGAACGUUACUUACACGGGUUUCCUCUUGGCUAGCACGAAGACUUUCGAUAUCCCAUGACUAUGUGCUAUUCACGGCGACAGUAUAACCGUCACCCUAUUGCUAGCGCUCAUUCGCUACAUAUCACAUAGAGCAGCACUCCAACAACAGUUAUCAUGGCAGAAGCGUCGGCCAAUAUUUCCAAUGAGCCAACAUGCCAAGCCAGUGAAAGUCCAGCAAACCCAGAGCAACCAGAAGAAGCGAACCAACCCGAAAAACACGGGGCACGCUCAUUGGAUAAUGAAGAAGCAGCUCUGCCUGGGAAACAGAAGAUAGAUAAACUGCCCCUACCUCCAGAAUUCCGCUCCCUCCUCAAGUACGAUACUACGAGUGAAUUCAUCUUCAUCGACUACUACGACCUAGAAGCGUACGUCAUCAUAUCCCGCAACAGCCACGACUGCACUUUACCGGCGACACAGAGCACCACCAACAACAACAACAACAACAACAACGACAACAACGACAACAACGACGACAACAACAGCAGCAGCACAGUAAAAGACGAAACGACUACUACCGAGGAGAAGGAGGAUGAGCCCAUGAUCGUCGUAGACCUAACCGUACUCGACCACCAGCACGGCUACGGCACCCAUCUCGAUAUUUUCCCCUACAUCUUCGUCUACCUGCACUCCGAGCACGUGCGCUUCAGCCUCAAAGCCGCGCGGAACGACGACAUGCUGCUAUGCGUGGAUUUCAUGAACAGCGUCGUGAUGCCAAACUAG
Exserohilum turcica Et28A is the source of this 931-nucleotide messenger RNA. RefSeq lists its product as uncharacterized. The transcript is spliced from 2 exons. NCBI's taxonomy places the organism in Eukaryota, Fungi, Ascomycota, Dothideomycetes, Pleosporales, Pleosporaceae. The record is from RefSeq and is a predicted model, not a curated record. Bases 326 to 931 code for a protein of 201 amino acids.